CAACCUUCGUUUCCAAUUCCCACUUCUCCCUCUCCCUCUCUCUGCUUCUCCUUUCUGGCUUUAGGGCUUCCCUUCAAAUGGCUGUUUCCACCAGUUUUUCCGGUGCUAAAUUGGAAGCCCUUUUGUUCAAAUCGGCUUCAAAUUCUUCCUCCACCAGGAAUUUGUCUUCUUCUCACCUUCCCGGUUUCUGUAAAUCCAUUCGAACCAGGAGAAUUCUAUUUCAGCGAACUGGGGUUUCCUCUUUCACCCCAUUCAAGUGCGAGCUUGCUUCUUCUGAUGUUUUGGUUCAGAAUGAUGAAAUUGAUCCACCUAAAUCUUCUAAUCUCUCUGCCCUUGAACAGCUCAAGACCUCUGCUGUUGACAGAUAUACAAAGGAAAGAAGCAGCAUUGUUGUCAUUGGGCUUAGUAUUCAUACAACACCUGUUGAAAUGAGAGAAAAACUGGCCAUUCCUGAGGCAGAGUGGCCUCGAGCCAUUGGAGAGCUCUGUGGCUUAAACCACAUUGAAGAAGCAGCCGUUCUUAGCACCUGCAACAGAAUGGAGAUAUAUGUUGUUGCUUUGUCUCAGCAUCGUGGAGUGAAGGAAGUGACUGAAUGGAUGUCCAAGACAAGUGGAAUCCCGGUUUCGGAGAUUUGCCAGCACCGGUUUUUGCUGUAUAACAACGAUGCCACACAACAUAUUUUCGAAGUUUCAGCAGGCCUUGACUCUCUUGUUCUAGGAGAAGGCCAAAUCCUUGCUCAGGUUAAACAAGUUGUCAAGGUUGGACAGGGUGUUGCAGGAUUUGGAAGGAACAUUAGUGGGCUUUUCAAGCAUGCCAUCACGGUGGGUAAACGGGUAAGAACAGAGACUAAUAUUGCUGCUGGAGCUGUUUCUGUGAGUUCCGCUGCUGUCGAAUUGGCCUUGAUGAAGCUUCCUGAACCUUCACAUGCCACUGCCAGAAUGUUGGUGAUUGGAGCUGGUAAGAUGGGAAAGCUUGUAAUUAAACAUUUGGUUGCUAAAGGCUGCACAAAGAUGGUUGUUGUGAAUCGGUCUGAAGAGAGAGUCACAGCCAUCCGUGAGGAGAUGAAGGAUGUCGAGAUAAUCUACAAGCCCCUCACGGAAAUGCUUAGCUGUACAGCUGAAGCAGACGUGAUAUUUACCAGCACAGCUUCUGAAAGUCUUUUGUUUACAAAGGAGCAGGUUAAGGAUCUUCCCCCUGUUGGGCAUGAUGUUGGGGGCUUGAGGCUUUUCAUCGAUAUCUCUGUUCCUCGAAACGUCGGAGCAUGUAUCAACAAUCUCGAAGAUGUACGAGUGUACAAUGUUGACGACCUUAAGGAGGUAGUUGCUGCAAACAAGGAAGAUAGGCUCCGAAAAGCAAUGGAAGCACAAUCAAUUAUCACUGAAGAAUCCAAGCAAUUUGAAGCUUGGAGGGAUUCAUUGGAGACUGUUCCAACAAUUAAAAAACUAAGGGCUUAUGCCGAAAGAAUCAGAACUGCCGAGUUAGAAAAAUGCCUAUCAAAGAUGGGUGAUGAUAUCCCCAAGAAGACUCGACGAGCUGUGGAUGAUCUUAGUCGUGGUAUAGUUAACAAGCUGCUUCAUGGUCCUAUGCAGCAUUUGAGAUGCGACGGGAGUGACAGCCGAACUUUAAGUGAAACCUUGGAGAACAUGCACGCUCUAAAUAGAAUGUUCAGCUUGGAAACAGAAAUCGCAGUGUUGGAACAGAAAAUCAGAGCUAAAGUGGAACAAAACCAGAAGUAAGCAGUAGUAAUAUUAUAUGAAACUCUCGUUCACCUCCCUUUGCUUUUACUUCCACAGUUCGAAAUAAGGGGAAAACUCCUCACCUCAGUUCAUCGUGAUCUCGAAUCCCGUAAUUAAUCUUCAUUAAUCCCUCUGUGGGAACUUUCCUUUUGAUGAUUUGUGUAUUGACAAUGGUGAAACCUGGUCUGUCAUACCUCUGUGUUGGCUUGUUCCUUGUCCAUUUGUGAGGUAAUCUUUGUACCAAGUUUGUAAUCUGUAUCUGAAAUGUGGUUAAUUUUUGUAAUUAAGAUACUGAUUUUCAAUAUAUAGAGAUAAUCCUUCAUUCUUCUGUC
This is a messenger RNA of Cucumis sativus (cucumber), 2068 nucleotides long. RefSeq names its product glutamyl-tRNA reductase 1, chloroplastic-like. The record is from RefSeq and is marked provisional. Gene Ontology annotation, biological process: tetrapyrrole biosynthetic process. Lineage: Eukaryota; Viridiplantae; Streptophyta; Magnoliopsida; Cucurbitales; Cucurbitaceae. Gene Ontology annotation, molecular function: glutamyl-tRNA reductase (NADP+) activity; NADP binding.